Messenger RNA from Branchiostoma floridae (Florida lancelet), 1080 nucleotides. RefSeq names its product BLOC-1-related complex subunit 5-like. The coding region runs from base 263 to 970 and encodes 235 amino acids. Gene Ontology annotation, biological process: organelle transport along microtubule; lysosome localization; positive regulation of anterograde synaptic vesicle transport. The record is from RefSeq and is a predicted model, not a curated record. The transcript is spliced from 5 exons. Gene Ontology annotation, cellular component: synaptic vesicle membrane; BORC complex; cytoplasmic side of lysosomal membrane. NCBI's taxonomy places the organism in Eukaryota, Metazoa, Chordata, Leptocardii, Amphioxiformes, Branchiostomatidae.
ACGUGAUGCAUCCUGGGAAAGAUCGUGAUCAAAGAUGGCGGAAGGUGUUUCGUGAAAAAGACAUCUUUUCAGAAUUUUAGUGAUUUUAAGCGAUUCUGAGAGGAAAAACUUCAUGUUUUGACGUUUUUUCUUGAUACAACGACCUUGGGAUACUGUAGAAGUGAAGGUCAAGGUAGAAAAUUGACGCAGUGAGUUUCUACGAGGAAGUAAAUUUGUGGUGCAACGCCCCCCUCCCUCUUUGUUUCUUCUGAAAAUCAUCAACAUGGGUUCGGAUCAGAGUACGCCUAUCAGUCCGCCCGAGCCUAAGAAAGGUACGGAGGAUGAAGUCCCCUACACGUCCUUCUCUGUAAACAGACCCGUGGAUGGGGAGAGCGACAGUACGGCCAAGUUUGUAAGCAAAGCACAGGAACAAGCAAAACACAAGGCUAGUAUGAAGGACAUCGUAGUGGUAGCAGAGGGACAACACGGCUACCAGUCCACAGAUCCAGAACUCAUUAAGAUCCAGGAGAUCCCCACCUUCCUCCCGAUCAUGCGGGGAUCGCUCAACGUCCCCAACAUGCGCGAUCCGGACGUACUGGACAAACUGGACUCAAAGGAAGUGUUAAAGAUGUGCCUGCGAUAUCAGGAACACAUGAAGCAGUGUGCAGAGGCAGUUGCUUUUGACCAGAACUCCCUUACCAACAGAACAAAGGAGAUGGAUUUUGCCAUUGCUGCGCUCACCAACAUGAUGACAGACCACCAGAAGAAGUACGCAAAGUACGCCGAACAGAUCAUGAAGAUCAACGAGAUGUCACAGACUCUAAAACGCUGCCAAAUGGCGGUGGACCAACUCUUGCCACUGAUGGACAGACUGAACAGUGUUUUACCCGAGGAACAGAGAUUAGAACCGUUUUCUAUGAGACCAGGGAGAUCUGCAACAGACGAGCAAGCAUCUUCUAGUAGACACUCUUCAGUAUCUAGUUUGCAUUAGAAUACUUUACUUGAAAUUGCUGUCAAAUGGCGGUGGACCAACUCUUGCCUCUUAUGGACAGACUAAACAGUGUUUUACCUGAGGAACAGAGAUUAGAACCGUUUUCUAUG